AGAAAGAGAAAGGCGUGCAAGAAGAGGAGAAAGAGGCCACCAAAGAAGACACCAUCAUAUAUUUGCUGAAAACAGCCAAGCUGAACAUCAUGAAAGGAGAGUUGGAUAAAGCGGAAAAGAUCCUGCACGAGGCCGCCAGGCUUUCGCAUGAGUCGGACAACCGGAAUGCGAUCAUCUACACGUACGAUCUGAUGGCAAACCUGGCUUUUAUUAGGGGGCAGAUGGAGCAGUCAGAAAAGCUUUUCAAAGCCACGAUGAGCUACCUGCUGACUGGAGACACAAAGGAAGACGACAAUGCCAUCAUUGAGAUAUCUCUGAAAUUAACCAGUAUCUACGCGGCACGGAACCAGCACGAUUUGGCGCUGACCGGUUACCAGUUCUGCCUGAUGACCCUGGAGGAGAAGGUUGCCAAGGAGAAGGACGUGCCGGCUGAUGUUUUGCCAGAGGCGGAAAAGGACAACACGCGCCUUUUGCUCGGCAUGACCCUGGACUCCUACGCCCGCUACCUGCUGGCCAACAACCAGGCCGCGGCGGCCCAGAAGAUGUACGAACGGGCGCUGCAGAUUGCGGUGGAGGUUCAAGGCGAGACCCACCCCCAGACGGUGGUCCUGAUGAACGAUUUGGCCACCGCCCUGGACUCUCAGGGCCUGUACGACGAGGCCCACGUGCGAGUGGCGAGGGCGUCGGAAUUGGCUCGCCAGACGGAGCACCCGGAGGCCCACAUCGUGCUGAAUAACUUAGCCGGGAUCCUUAUGCAUAAAGAGGAAUGUUCCCAGGCCGGACAAGUCUACAAAGCAGCUCUGAAACAGGCGGAGAAAGUCGGAGACAAGGCUUCUGCCCAAUACGUGCGGAAGGAGAUUGCAGAGCUGGUGAAGAGGCAGCGGAAGCGGGGGCAACCCCAGAAGGAGGAUGGCGCCGAAGCCGGCAAGGCCUGAGACCACGCUUGCCGGCUGCAGCUUCUGCACGGCACAGUUUCGAACUGCAAGGGUGUCCCCUUUGGGGCUGCGAAGGCCUGGAUCCGUCUAUAAGCAGAACCCACCUGUCGUCGCCCAAAGAGCCCCGUUAGAGGUUGGGACUGAAACCCGGGGCAUGGAUGCUGGGAAGGCCGGGGACUGGCUGUGCAACGUCGCCGGAGGGCAUCGGGAUUCUCGACAUGCGUUCAGGAACAGAGGAUCCUGCUGCUCAGAUCCUGGCACUCAAUAAACCCCAAGUUCAAACGUGGCGACCCAUUUUUCCUUGGGCCCGUGUGCCCAGAUUCCUUCUGAGGCUUGCUGAGCGAGAAAAGCUGUCUUGCUUGAGAGCGACGGAGGACGGAAGGAGAAAACGGAGAUUGCGUGUCCCUGGGAAUACUUCCGUUCCUUUGACACCCGGAUUGUGAAGCCUCCCCGGGGGGGGGGGAAUGUUACCUUCAACUGGGGAGGGCCAGGCAAGCUGGGAAACCUCCCCCAGUCCGACAACCUGGAAAAAGGGCUGCCGAUCCCUGGAAGUAAAGCUUAGCCAGAGAGAUGGGCUGUCCCUCUUGCCAGUAAAGGCAGUUCCUUGCACGCUUCUGUAAAUCAAACCUUUAUUCUCUGUACCACGUGGCUGUUCUGGCUAAGACCGUACCGUCCGGGGCUUUAAGCAGGAAAGGGGAUUCCUAGCUUUACGUAGAAACCUCAGCUCAGGUACAGGAAGAGCGAAGGCAGGGGAGAUAAAAGAUCCCUGCUGAAGAUUUCAGGUAUGGCAGGGAAGACAAACUCAGGAGUAUUUGGGGUAGGGUGGGGGAUUUCUUUCGGAGUCGAGGAAAAAUGAAGAACGGACACAGAGCCGACUGGUUCUGGGAAACAAUUUACUGAUGGCUGCCUGUCGAAGAGUAAAAUUUGGUUUCCAAAACA
Pogona vitticeps (central bearded dragon) is the source of this 1874-nucleotide messenger RNA. Lineage: Eukaryota; Metazoa; Chordata; Lepidosauria; Squamata; Agamidae. The record is from RefSeq and is a predicted model, not a curated record.